Molecule: messenger RNA, 747 nt
Organism: Dipodomys ordii (Ord's kangaroo rat)
Lineage: Eukaryota; Metazoa; Chordata; Mammalia; Rodentia; Heteromyidae
Product: mast cell protease 8-like
Exons: 5
Coding region: 1-747 (248 amino acids)
Biological process (GO): proteolysis
Cellular component (GO): intracellular membrane-bounded organelle; cytoplasm
Molecular function (GO): serine-type endopeptidase activity
Source: RefSeq, a predicted model, not a curated record
AUGGUCCCUCUCCUGUUCUUCCUGCUGGCUCUCUUCCCCUUCAGCACUGAAGCAGGAGAAAUCAUAGGAGGUCAAGAGGUCAUACCCCACUCCCGGCCUUACAUAGCAUAUGUAAGCUUCUAUAAUCUCAAGUCUGUCCAGGACAGCUGCACUGGAUUCCUGGUACGAAGCGAUAUUGUAAUGACAUCUGCUCACUGUAAUGGAAGCAAAAUAAAUGUCACCUUGGGUGCUCAUUAUAUCAAAAGAAAGGAAAACACUCAGGUGGUCAUUCCUGUAGCCAAAGCCAUCCGUCAUGAGAACUACAAUAGUAAACUAUUGCUCAAUGACAUCAUGCUGCUAAAGCUUAAAUACAAAGUUAAAAUCACCAGAGCUGUGAACAUCAUUAACUUGCCAUCAAGCCAUGACUGGGUGAGGCCUUGGCAGGUAUGCAGUGUGGCAGGCUGGGGGUUACUGGCCAAUGGCAAAUAUUCCGACACACUCCAAGAAGUGGACCUGCAAGUUCAGAAUGCACAGAUAUGCAAAGACAUCUUCUCAAACUUCAGUAAUGCCAAGCAACUGUGUGUGGGAGAUCCCGAGGACAAGAAGGUCACUUCUCAGGGUGAUGCCGGAGCGCCACUGGUGUGUAAAAACGUGGCUCAGGGCAUUGUGAACUAUGGUCAUUUUGCUGAGCCUCCAGCAAUUUUCACAAGGAUCUCAAGUUAUGUUCCCUGGAUUGUGGGAAAAAUAAAACUUCUGGAGCAUCUCUAG